This is a messenger RNA of Sordaria macrospora k-hell, 1062 nucleotides long. RefSeq lists its product as uncharacterized. Gene Ontology annotation, cellular component: mitochondrion. The record is from RefSeq and is a predicted model, not a curated record. NCBI's taxonomy places the organism in Eukaryota, Fungi, Ascomycota, Sordariomycetes, Sordariales, Sordariaceae.
AUGAAAGAAGGCACCCCGGCCCCGGUCCCGGUCCAAGGCCCGGUUUCGGCCGCCGCCUCGCCGUUGGAAACCGCCGGACUCAAGACGACGUCACCACAUUCACAUCUCGCCGGCCUAGCGACACAAACACAAAAGACUCGCGCCGCACUUCUCGGUGGUGGUGAGAUCGUCGAGACAAAACCAACAGCUUCAAUCUCAAAAGCUGCCGCCGAAGGAAUCACUACUACGAGCACAAAAUGGAACACCAAGAACAUCGGCCUGCGACUAGGUGCUGACCUCGUCAGCGCUGCUUCAGCAGCUGUGCUCGUUGCGCCUGUUAUUUCCAUUAUCGAUCGCUCAAUAAUGGAAAACGCCUCCGGCGCAGCUUCCAUCGGCACCUCCCUCCGCCGCUCCCUACGCUCUUUGUUGCUAUCCCCCCGCGCAACGAUCCUCUCCCGCCCCUUCGGCCUCAUCUUCCUCCUAUACGGCGGCACCUACCUAACAGCCAACACACUCGACACCGCCGUCGGUACCCUCAACAACAACCCCAACCCGGCGCACGUAACCUCAGGGUCAUCCAAAUUCUUCGCCUCGAGCGCGGCCAACAUCGGUCUCUGCAUAUACAAAGACCAAGUCUUUGUGCGCCUCUUCGGCCCGCCCGGCGCCACGCCGAGACCAGUCGGAUUACCGAGUUAUUUGCUUUUCGCGGUGAGGGAUUGCAUGACGAUCUUUGCGUCGUUCAACGUCCCUCCCUUACUGGGGCCAGUUUUGACGGAAAAGAUGGGGGAGAGAGCUCAAAAAUGGGUGAGUGGACAGACGAUGGCGCAGUUUGCGGCGCCGGCGGUUGUGCAGCUUUUUAGUACACCCGUGCAUCUGUUGGGGUUGGAUAUGUAUAAUCGGCCCUCCGGAGCGAUUGGUCAAGGGGAGCAGAAGGGGCCGAGUUGGGGGGAGAGGUGGACGCUGGUGAGGAAGAACUGGGCAGUUAGUGUGGCGGCGAGGAUAUGUAGGAUCGUGCCGGCUUUUGGGGUGGGCGGGGUUGUUAAUAUGAAGGUUCGGAAGGGUUUGAUGGAGCGGUUGAGUUAG